Meloidogyne enterolobii is the source of this 2169-nucleotide messenger RNA. NCBI's taxonomy places the organism in Eukaryota, Metazoa, Nematoda, Chromadorea, Rhabditida, Meloidogynidae. The record is from the annotation of a GenBank genome assembly.
AUGUCCGUUCGUCGAAAAAUACCCCCAAAACCAACCACAAAACAAUUAAAAUCUUCCUUAUCAGUUUCAUCCUUUAAUCGCUCAAAAUCAUUUUCUGGACGUCCUCCUCUUUACAGAAUUAAAACAAUGGAGAAUUUUGAACAACUUUAUGAAACAACUGCAGGCAUUCCUGGAAUGAAUUCAUCCCCUUUAAGAGGCGGGGAUUGGGCUGAUUCGCCUGGACCUGCUGAUGGAAUUAGGCGACAAGAACUUUGUUCGAGGGUUAUGCUAACUAUUACAGCAAAAGAACUCCGAGAUUUGGACCCAGAUGAAUGUAUCGACCCUUAUUGUCGAGUUAGUGUGUGUGAUUCUUCCAGUGCUCCUAAUCGACAAUGGGAAUUUCUUGGACAAACCGAAGUUGUUGGAAAUACAGACUGUCCAGAAUGGAGUACAAAAAUAUGUUUAACCUAUUUUUUUGAAGAACAACAGAGACUUCACUUUGAAGUUUUUGAUAAAAACAAGGAAGGCUUGAACCCCGCUGGCCGGCUUUACCCUAAACGUAUAGGACAAUGCUCAAUCUUAUUACACGAACUUGUUAGUGCUAAUAUGAAUAGGCUUUCAAAGAAUUUGAUGGAAGAAGGAGAAUUUGCCGGAAUAUUAACUGUAGUAGCUGAAGAAUUAAGUGAAGGAAGGCAAGAAUCUGUCUAUUUUGUUGUUAGCGGUCACAACUUGGACAGAAAAGAUUUUUUGGGAAAGUGCGACCCUUUUUUGAAGAUUAGCCGAAUUAAUUUAGACAACACGCUUCAAUUAGCCUUCAGAACAAGGUAUCACGAACAAAAUUUGAAUCCAAAAUGGAAACCUUUUGAAAUACUAACACAACAAUUAUGUUAUGGAGAUAAAGACAGACCUUUCCUUAUUGAGUGUUUCGACUGGGAUCAGGACGGAAAUCAUGAUUUGGUUGGCGCUUGCCAGACUACAGUGAAUAGACUGCUUUGUGGACUAGACAAGGAAUUACCCUUAAUCAACGAAAAGAAACUUAAAAAACACAAAAAAUAUGUAGAUUCUGGACAAGUACAAUUUCACAGAAUACACUUAUGGAAUGAUUAUACUUUCUUAGAUUUUAUUCGAGGAGGAACCGAGCUAGAUUUUACAGUGUCGGUGGACUUUACAAAAUCAAAUUUGCCUAUGCAGGAUCACUCAUCUCUCCAUCGCCGCGAUCGUAUGAAUCAAUACGAAUUGGCAAUUGGCGCAAUUUUAGAAAUUUGCCAGCAUUAUAGUAGAAGCAAAUUAUUUAAUGCAUACGGGUUUGGCGCUAGAAUACCUUCAGUGGAUGAUAAAGUUCACUACAAUUUCCCUUUGAAUUUGGAAACAAAUGACCCUCGUUGCAAGGGCGUGGACGGCGUUCUUGAAGCUUACAGUAUUGCCCAAUCCAAAGUGGAAUUAAGUGGCCCAACCGAUUUUACCCCUACAAUUCGCUUAGCAGCAAGAAGAGCAGCAUCACUGCCUGAAAAUGGCUGCAAAUAUUGUGUGCUAUUAAUAAUUACAGAUGGAGCUAUUACUGAUUUUGAACAAACUAAGGAGGAAAUUAUUAAAGCCUCCUCAUUGCCUUUAUCAAUAAUUGUAGUUGGUGUUGGUUAUGAUACUUUUGAUGAGAUGAAAGUUUUGGACUCUGACAAUAGACUUUUAUGUUCACACAAAAAAUAUGCAAAAAGGGACAUUGUUCAAUUCGUUCAAAUCCGCAAAUUUCUGCCUCCUCACCGGACUAUGACUGAAUUAGAAUUAGCACAGGCUAAGGCUAAACUAGCUAAAGAAGUGCUUUUUGAAGUUCCUGGACAAUUAAUUGGAUACAUGAAGUCUAAAGGAAUUUCACCACGCGAUCCUGACAACCCUUUCAGUGAAAAUGAUCGACAAAUAUUAAUUUCCCCAGCAGCUCAUCGACUACGUGAUUCCUCGACGUCGGGGGUAAAUGCGCGUAGAAGUAGCAGCUUAAAAACAAGCAAAGAAAUUUUGGCUGGAAUACAGACAAGGCCUAGAAAAUCUGUGACCGCCCAAUAUUCUGGAUCUCCCCGUACUCAUCGCCGAUUAUUACCUACACCUCCAGCACAAGAUAAUGAUAAUUAUAGUAAUUCAAGUAAUGGUGAAGAUGAAGAGAGAUUGAAUGAUAAAAUGCAAAGAGCACAUUUCUUUUGA